AAUUAAAGAAAACAUAUGAUAAGAUGGUGUUUAAAAAAUAUCAAAAAGAAAAAGGCGAAGGAGAAAGAAAACGCCAGUUACACUCCUGGUCAUGACGCGGUCAGUGAUGCCGUAGCCAAGGCGACCACAGCAGCAGACAACCGACACUCCAACCAUCAGACAACAAAUAUACAAAUUUUGUCGGAGUGUGUUACUCCGAUUUUUUCUCCUCUUUGGUGCCUUCACCGUCUGUGCAGUUCUGUGGAACGACAGAAGCAGGGAGGUGGUGGUGAUACGGUGGGUGCAGAGGGAAGUCUAGCAUCAAUUGCCAUGACUACAACAGGAGCCCAGUAUGCCCUCACAGCAUCCACCGGAGCUAAUGGCAGUGGGGGUAGCUCUACUACAGUGGGGGUGGAGCCUAAAUCAAGCGUUGUUGUUGUGACUACUUCCAGUUCCAGUGGUGGUGCUAAUGUAGCUCAAACUCAAUCUACCAGAGGCCAACAGCUUAUCACUGUAGUUACCAGUCCUGAUCCUUCAAGUCCAAGUAAUUUACAGCCCAUACAGUUGUUGGUUCAGGAUCCACUUGAAACAGCUGCAGAUUCUUCCAAUGGCUCAACAGGUACCUCAGCACAUGUUACAGCACAAGUAGUGGUCAAUACUACUCAUUCUGGUCAGCAUACAUUUGUUGAUAGUGACACUGCAUCUACAUCUGCUGGCACUAUUGUCAGUGGUUCUCCUCAUUAUAUAACAGUUACAGACACCAGUGAUUCACCAUCCUACGCAUCCCUCACAACGACAGUAGUAUCUGGGGAAGCAGAAGCAGUGGGGUCCGAAUCAGUGUCCCAUCCAACCUAUGUUCAAUAUGUUGAGGGGGAUGGUUCUACGUAUAUACCGGCGAAUAGUCAGAUGACAUAUCCAGUAUAUGCCGUAGGAGAGGCUGGUGCAAUGUAUACACCUGCCUCAAGUCAAUAUUAUACUCCAGCCUCAACACCAGUAACAUAUGCACAGGUCACAGCACAAGGAUCAAAUACUACUACUGGACAAUUAUUAUCUCAAGGCAAUGGCACUUACUUAAUCCAGCAAAGUGUUGUAGAUGGUGAUCCAACAACACAUACACUCAUAUCUGCUGCAGCUGCUGCUGCUCGAGCUAGUCCACAAACUGAAAAUGCGGAGGCUGUGGUUAGCGGGGGUGGCGGGGCAUACUUGAUCACUGGUAAUUCAGGAAGUGCUGCUGUUACCGUGGAAGAAGCAGCAGCUGCAGCAGCAAAUAUGACGCAUGCCACUAGGGUCUCCCAAGCCACAGUACAUUGGUUGUUGGAGAAUUAUGAAACUGCAGAUGGUGUCUCUCUUCCAAGGUCUACACUUUAUAAUCAUUACUUACGCCAUUGUUCUGAAAACAAACUAGAUCCAGUAAAUGCUGCAAGUUUUGGAAAACUGAUAAGAUCUGUGUUCUUGGGCUUAAGAACAAGACGGUUAGGUACACGAGGGAACUCUAAAUAUCACUACUACGGAAUUCGUGUUAAACCUAGCUCUCCUUUGGUCAUGCUGAAUGAAGAUGGUACAUCCCGUCAACAACAAACUACAAAUUCUCAAACUAAACGAUUUAAAUUUGUAAAUCAGAAGCCAGAUCAAGCAUAUGAAAGCAAUACACAUUCAAAUACAAACAUUUCUUCUAAUACCUCUCCACCACAAUAUCAUCAGUAUCUUGGUGAAGCAAGUGGUGCAAUACCUGAAUUUCCAGAAAUACUUGUUGGACAUGGUUCCUCUUUACCUGAAGACUGUACAUUGGAAGAUAUAGAUACUUUUCGUAGCAUAUACAGAGAACAUUGUGAGGCAUUUUUAGAUGCUGUUCUAAAUUUUGAAUUUGCAACUGUUGAAAGUCUUUGGAGAGAAUUUUGGCGUAGUCAGGAUAAUAAUAAUGGUGAUGAAUGUGAAGAAGAAAAAUAUUUAUCAAAGACCAAAUUAUAUCAAAUAUGUAAAUGCUCUGAAGUCCAAGAUUUUAUCAGGAAAGUAGAUUAUACAUUUUAUCAAAACUUAGUGGAAGUACUAAUGCCAAAUGUACUAAGACCAAUACCAAGUUCACUAACGCAGUCUAUUCGAAAUUUUGCAAAAGGAUUAGAAUCAUGGUUAAUUUCUGCCAUGGCUGAUUGUCCUGAAGAAAUGACCCAAAUUAAGUUAACAGCUGUCUCUGCUUUUGCUCAAACAUUAAGGCGAUAUACAUCAUUGAACCAUCUUGCUCAAGCUGCACGAGCAGUACUCCAAAAUUCUAGUCAAAUAAAUCAAAUGUUGGCUGAUCUUAAUCGAGUUGAUUUUCAUAAUGUACAGGAACAGGCAUCUUGGGUAUGUCAAUGUGAUUAUGGUAUGGUGCAACGUUUGGAGGCAGAUUUUAAAGUGACACUACAACAGCAAAAUUCAUUAGAAGAUUGGGCUAUUUGGCUAAAAAGUGUUGUAACGCAAGUACUCAAACCUUUUGAAGAAAAACCUACUUUUGCUAAAGCUGCACGUCAGUUUUUACUCAAAUGGUCUUUCUAUAGCUCAAUGGUUAUUCGUGAUCUCACUCUUAGAAGCGCUGCCAGCUUUGGUUCUUUUCAUCUUAUUAGGUUGUUAUAUGAUGAAUAUAUGUUUUAUUUAAUUGAACAUCAAGUUGCUAUAGCUACUGGAACAACACCUAUUGCAGUAAUGGGAGAUAAAAGUCAGAAUUGUCCAAUAAUUAAUAAUUUUGGAGCAACAUCUAAUGGCGAUACAUCUAAUACAAGUCAACCUAAACGUAUUAAGUUGAGCUAACUGCGUGCCUACGCUCUUAAGUUCGUGAGUAAAAAGAUAGAAGAUAAAAAGAGAUUAUAUUUGAAAUCAUGGCGUGCAAUUUUAGUUAAAAUAAACGUCAUAAUCUUAUAAUCUCAUAAAA
Molecule: messenger RNA, 2884 nt
Organism: Vespa crabro (European hornet)
Lineage: Eukaryota; Metazoa; Arthropoda; Insecta; Hymenoptera; Vespidae
Gene: Rfx
Product: DNA-binding protein RFX2
Exons: 17
Coding region: 16-2763 (915 amino acids)
Biological process (GO): regulation of transcription by RNA polymerase II
Molecular function (GO): RNA polymerase II cis-regulatory region sequence-specific DNA binding; DNA-binding transcription factor activity, RNA polymerase II-specific
Source: RefSeq, a predicted model, not a curated record